Molecule: messenger RNA, 1010 nt
Organism: Durio zibethinus
Lineage: Eukaryota; Viridiplantae; Streptophyta; Magnoliopsida; Malvales; Malvaceae
Cellular component (GO): nucleus; mitochondrion
Molecular function (GO): RNA binding
Source: RefSeq, a predicted model, not a curated record
CCAGAGUCCAUAUUAAAGACUCCCGCGGUCUCAAUUAUUAUCUGAACUUUUGUUUUCCAUUUUUUUUUUUUGUAUUUUUUUUUUCACAUUAUCUGACAACAUGAGUCGAAAGAGAGACAAACCCUACUUCUUCAGCUACAACCCCGCUUCCAUCUCAAAGAGGCGUCGUCCUCCGCCACCUCACCCGGCGCCACCAACUGAGGAUGAGGACAAUUCAGCAAUCAAGCCAACGCCACCAGCUGUGGUCAUCAUGGGUCUUCCCCCAAACUGCUCGGUACUUGAUUUGAAGUCGAGGUUUGAGAUCUACGGGUCAAUCUCCCGUAUACGCAUCAACCGUGAUGCUGUCGGUUAUAUAGCAUAUCGCUCCAAGGAAUCCGCCGAGUCUGCCGUUGCCGCUUCCCUUGAUUCCUCUUUCGGUAUUACCAUUGAUUCUAAAAAGGUUCAAGUUUUGUGGGCAACAGAUCCUUUAGCUCAAUGCACAGACGGGGUAGGGAUUGGUGUUAAUAAGGAUAAUGGGUCAUCGUCUUCGUCGAAGCUUUUGCGGCCUGAGGUGCCUUUGAGCAGGCAUGGAAGAGGUACUAAGCUUGCAUCAGCAAUUGUCAACCAUAGAAGUACUGAUGAUGGUUCUUCGAUGUUAGAAGUGCCUUUUAAAGGUAGAGAAAUUGUUGCCUAUGAUGAUAUUCUGUAAUGCAGGACUAGGUGUUUGGGAAUCUGUCCACAUUGUAAAAUAGUGCAAGUUUGAUCUUAGCUCUUUUUUAUCUCUCUAAUUUCUAGAAUCUAAUAUUUAUUAGGCUGGAAAUGGUUUGUGUCUUGGAGUUGGAGAAAUGAGUGGAAGGAAGGGUGUGGUUUUGGUUUAUGGUUUCUAAUGAUAUUACUAUUGUGCCAUUGAAUGAGUGUUUUUUUAAUGAUAUUCCUAUUGUGCCAAUGAAUGCAGUAUUUUUUUUUUAUGGCACUUGAAAUAUUUAUUUGAAUUCAACAAAGAGUAUACCAAGCAAAUCUAGUAAUUUCGA